This is a messenger RNA of Alternaria conjuncta, 615 nucleotides long. RefSeq lists its product as uncharacterized. The record is from RefSeq and is a predicted model, not a curated record. The transcript is spliced from 2 exons. Gene Ontology annotation, molecular function: protein tyrosine/serine/threonine phosphatase activity. Gene Ontology annotation, biological process: protein dephosphorylation. Bases 1 to 615 code for a protein of 204 amino acids. Lineage: Eukaryota; Fungi; Ascomycota; Dothideomycetes; Pleosporales; Pleosporaceae. Gene Ontology annotation, cellular component: nucleus.
AUGUCCUUCCUCCUCCACGGCAGCACAGGACACACAGGCAUGGGCUGGGUCGAUCUCGUGCCUCGGGCGGGUAAACUCUACAUCGGCGGCCUCUACGCCCUAUACCAAGGCGACUUGAUAGAUAAAGCAGGCAUAACGCAUGUGCUAUCAGUGAUAGAUUAUGACCCUUUACUACAGGAGAAGUUUAGUUUCCACAUCCGCUCAGAAGACCACCCAAACACCAACUUGCUCCAAGACUUUACCCCCGCCGUCCAGUACAUCGACUCGGCCCUCAAUCAUGAAAAAGGCGGUGUAUUCAUCCACUGCGCAAUGGGAAAGUCCCGGUCCGCAACACUCGUCUGCGCAUACUUGAUCUGGAAGUACAACAUCACCCCUGCCGCAGCGCUGGAGCAACUAUGUGAGGGACGACCGGUGUGCGAUCCUAACCCGGGGUUUAAAGAGCAGUUGGAAGUGUGGGGGGAUAUGUGUGGAGUUAGUAGCGAGGAAGAGAAGAGGAAUGUGUAUGAGGCGUGGGAGAAGGAUAGGUUCACAGGGGAAGUAUGGGAAUGGGAAGCUCGCUUGGAUAAAUCUCGAGAACAGCAGUCACACGACAGCGUGGCGAGGUCAAAGUUGUAG